This is a messenger RNA of Caenorhabditis bovis, 678 nucleotides long. Lineage: Eukaryota; Metazoa; Nematoda; Chromadorea; Rhabditida; Rhabditidae. The record is from the annotation of a GenBank genome assembly.
AUGCAAAUUGAACCGUUUGUCUGCAUUCACGAAGACGCCAACCUGCACACAUCUCCAAUCGAAUCGAUUCGUCCACGAAAAAAACGAAUGUCGAUACUAUCGCAAAAUGUCUCCAAACUGCCGGCGGCCGUCUCAGUCAACCACGACGAUCAACUAUCAUCAGUGACUCGACGCUUUGACGCCUUCAUCGCGAAUCUCGAAGGAAUCGAUCGCCUUCAUUUCGAUGUCAUCUCGUUAAUGCAAACGUUCGCCUACAGCAUUCUGACGGUCGACGACGCCUACCUUCCGAUUCGAAUCAAGGAAAUCUACACCCAAUUGCACACGAUGUGCAAUAGCUACAAACGCGGAUUUCACGUGCUGAUUGAUUCGUUCCUUCCCGAAGUCAACGCGUUCUACGAAUUGGAAGUCGAGCUAUCGACAAUCAAAAACGCGACGAUUGCCGAAGUUCGCCGAAAAGAGCUUCUCAUGCAUUUGGUGUUGAUGAAUCUUGGAUGCGUGUUCGGACAAGUCAUCAGAAGGCGUGGAAUGGAGAACGACGAAGAUGGAGACGAGGAAGAAGAAGAAGACGAAGAGGAAGAGAUAAUGGAGCACACCGACACAACCGAUGAUUCUUCGGACGAUGAGAUCGAAGCUGAUGACACCGAAUCGUCUUCGGACGAAAUCGACGUCGUCAAUUAG